AUGGACACCAUUCUCCAAACUAUUAAUUCUGCGAGUCUGGCAGAUUGUGUUCGACGUUACGAGAGGCUAAUGGUAAAAAAGACAUGUAGGAAUACAAGUAUAUACUUCAACAACCAGUGCCUGAAGUGGAAACUUACCCCCAAGUAUAUACAUAUCAAGCUCAACCAACAAAGGUUAUCUAACAGGAACAGCCGCUUAUUAAAUACACUGAGAGGUAAUUUUAUAAGAGAAGAGAUUAGAAAAAGUUAUAUUAUCAUUAAUAAUAUAGACAUUCAACUUAAAUGUAUUUAUGAUAGACUAAGAACAGGGUUAUCUUUUCAAGAACUCAAUAAUAUUUUAGGAAAUAUUUCUUGUAAAAUGCAACACUUAAAAAACACAAAAAUUGUAUCUUUACAAAGAAAACUUAGUAAACUAAAACAAGAAAAACAGAUUGCUUUCAACAGACCUUCGAUAGAACAAUUUGAUGUUAUACAUAAAUUUCAUAAACCUUGUCUUAACUUUUCUAAUACAACUUUUAAUAAUAAAGAAUUAGCACUUUUAUCUAGGGGUUUGAAAUACAGACCGGUCAUCCAUAAUAAAAAAGAAGCCUUACAAAAUUUAGAAAUGUUAACAGUGGAAACUGAAACGGUUCUACAGAAUAUAGAAGCAGAUAAUAUAAAUCAAAUUAGAGCCCAGUGUAGUAACAUUUUAAGAACUGAGUUAAAGUCAAUUAAAAAUGCACCUAAUAAAACUGAAGGUGAUUUCAAUUCUACACUAAUUAAAUCUAUAAAAAAUAAAUUACAAAAUUCAAACUUAACCCUGACAAAAGCUGACAAAGGAAACUGUGUUGUUAUCUUAAAUAAAAAUGACUAUGACACUAAAGUGACUCAAUUUAUCCAAGAAAAUAAUUUUCGAAAACAGAGUGCAAGAUUACCAUCAUUUAUCAAAAAAGUGAAUGACACCUUAAAAUUUUGUACAAAUUUAAUCAAUCCUCAAUUAAGAUAUUUUCUUUCAGCUAACAACACAAAUGUUCCUAAACUUUAUGGCCUUCUUAAAGUUCAUAAAUCAGAUAUACCUGCUUCAAUGCCCAUAAGACCGGUGGUAGCAUACACUAACUCUCCAACAUAUAAAUUAGCUAAAUGGCUUAAUAAUCACUUAAUUACUACUAUAGAUUGUCACUUUCCCUACACUAUAAAAAAUAAUAUUCAACUUGUGGACAAAAUCAAAGAUAUCAUUAUCCCUGAAAAUGCCUUUUUUAUCUCUCUAGAUGUAACAAAUCUCUUUACUAACAUUCCUAUAUUCGAGGUAGUGGAUAUUAUUAAAAACAAAUUAUUUAAUUCUACAUUGACCAAUAUCGAAACACAAGAAAUAAUAAAUAUCCUAGAAAUUUGCUUAAAACAAAAUUUCUUUAAUUUUGAUAAUGAAACCUAUAUACAAGAGGAUGGCCUAGCCAUGGGAUCUCCAUUAUCCCCCCUCUUAGCUGAUACAUUUAUGAAUCACUUCGAAAGUAAUAAUAUUUUGAAUAACAACCCCUACCUAUCUAAUAUACUGUAUUAUUAUAGAUAUGUAGAUGACUGCAUUUUAUUAUGGAAUGGCAAUAAACAAAAUCUUAGUGAUUUUCUAUCAUUCAUUAAUAACAUUCAUCCAAAAAUAAAAUUUACAUUAGAAGUGGAAAUCAAUAAAACCAUAACCUUUUUAGACUUACUUAUUAAAAACGUAAAUAAUAAACAUGAUUUUGAGAUAUAUAGAAAACCUAGCCACACUGGAACAAUCAUACACAAUGAGUCAUUCCAUCCUUUUUCACAUAAAGCAGCAGCUUUAAAUAGUUAUGUAAAUAGAGCACUACAGAUUCCUCAAACAACUGAAAGCAGGGAUAGAGAGUUGAAUAUUAUCAAACAAAUUGCCCAAACUCAUAAUUUUUCUCCCAAUUUAGUAGACAAAAUAAAAAAUAAAUUUCUAUUACGUAAUGCGUUCCAAAAUGUCUACAUACCACAUCAAACAAUAUUAAGUAAUCAGCCAGUAAAUAAGUUCAUUUCACUUACAUACAAUGGAGCAGUUUCUUAUAAAAUCCAACGAGUUCUAACUUCUUUAAAUGUUAAGGUUGCCUUUAAAUCGAGCAAUUCAUUAGGUAACUUAUUGAUUAAUAAUAAAGACAAAACGGAUCCGUUAUCUUGUAAAGGAAUUUAUAAGCUUUAUUGUGAGUGUGGUUAUUUUUAUGUAGGUAGAACGAAGCGUAGUUUUAAAGCUCGGUUUAGCGAACAUGACCGAUGCAUUAGACAAAACAAUCCUGAGUCUUUAUUUGCUAAGCAUAUUAUGGAGACCGGUCACCCAUCGAAUCUACUAGAUAAUUACAAGAUCUUACAUAGAGUUCAGGACAACAUAAAUCUAAAUAAUCUUGAAUUACUCGAGAUUAAAAGAUCUCUCAAAAAAGAAUAUGAUAAAUCUCUUAAUAUUCAGAUUAACAUUCCUGAAACUAAUUUAAUUAAUAUUUUAUUUGAAUAACUCUUCCCUCCCUUUCCGGUUAAUUUAUUUUAAUAUAAACCCCGUUGUUUUCUUAAUAUAAACUGGUAGAGACAUCUGUUUAACAGUUUUAAAAUAUUUUAAAGUUACUGUGGGUACCGCUAUCUAGUACCCAUUCGGUUAUAGGAUAUAAAAUAUAGAUUUCUUUGUAACGUUCUUUCUUAAUUAUGAAAACUAGAUAUAGAUGACUCUGUUGGUCAGAUUAGUUUGAAUGGCGGUUAUCAUAGUUUUUAGAUCGUUUUGUCUAUUGUGUUGUAACGGUGCUUUUUAGAUGUUAUUGUUUUAAACCUAAGUGUAUUAUUUGUUAUCUUACGAUAAGAUUUACUUGCUUAAUUUUAGCUGUACCGUUCUAUAUGUGCUUUUGUUUUGUUUUGACAAAUCUCGUUUUUAACAAUGUAAGUACGCUUUAAAAUUCGAUUUUAUUCAGCAUUUUACCAAUUUUUGAUAAGCAUAGUAUCUAUGUAAAUUGUGUCUUUUACUUUUAGUCCUCGACCUGAUGAUGCGAUGAUAUUGUAAUCGCGAAACCGGUCGUCAUAAUAAAAGGAAUUUCUGGUGAAAUAAGACCUUUAAUUUCUACUGUGUUUGCUAGCAAAUACCUAUAAAAAUUGUAAUUAUGAGCGAACAAGAAGAACGAGACAAGAAACAGGAAGAUAUAAUAAAAAACGUUAAAGGGGUAUUUACUAAGCUGCGAGAGAACCUUAAACUCCUUAAGUUCUAAAAAAUUCUAAAAAAUAUUGUUUCUUUCAAAAAGAAGUUUGAUAUAUCGGGCAUAUAAUAUCAGAAAAGAUACAGAUAACAUUGAAGCAAUAGAAAGUUGGGCACGACUAAGUAAGAAA
Messenger RNA from Anthonomus grandis grandis, 3335 nucleotides. RefSeq lists its product as uncharacterized. The record is from RefSeq and is a predicted model, not a curated record. The transcript is spliced from 2 exons. NCBI's taxonomy places the organism in Eukaryota, Metazoa, Arthropoda, Insecta, Coleoptera, Curculionidae. Bases 1 to 2481 code for a protein of 826 amino acids.